This is a messenger RNA of Exophiala aquamarina CBS 119918, 473 nucleotides long. RefSeq lists its product as uncharacterized. Gene Ontology annotation, molecular function: fatty acyl-CoA hydrolase activity. The transcript has 2 exons. Gene Ontology annotation, cellular component: mitochondrion. Bases 105 to 473 code for a protein of 122 amino acids. NCBI's taxonomy places the organism in Eukaryota, Fungi, Ascomycota, Eurotiomycetes, Chaetothyriales, Herpotrichiellaceae. The record is from RefSeq and is a predicted model, not a curated record.
AUGCUAGGACUAGACAUCGCUUCUACAGGAAGAGCAAGCCAAACGACUAUCCGUUCCACCUAGACUACUGAACACGAUGGUCGGACAACGAUGUCUACCAUCACAUGAACAACAGUAUAUAUGCAUUCUUGAUCGACUCUAUUGUAAAUGCAUAUCUCAUCGAAUACUGUGGUCUCAAUCCUGAAACGUCAGAUCUAAUUGGUUUAGUUGUCUCAAGUUACUGUGUUUACUUUGGAUCUGUAGCCUACCCUCAAGUGCUCGACCUGGGACUCAGGGUUGUCAGGUUGGGGAAGUCAAGUGUUGUGUACGAAGUGGGGGUUUUUGAGCAAGGGCAAGACCAAGUCAAGGUGUUCGGUGGUUCGAUACACGUCUUCGUCCAUGCAGAGGGACGACGUCCGAGCGGAGACGGGAUGGCGCCGCAAAUGCGAGAGCGCUUGUCACAAAUCCUGGAGAAAGAGGUCGCCAAAUUAUAG